This is a messenger RNA of Anoplopoma fimbria (sablefish), 2951 nucleotides long. RefSeq names its product kinase suppressor of ras 2 (gene ksr2). The transcript has 19 exons. Lineage: Eukaryota; Metazoa; Chordata; Actinopteri; Perciformes; Anoplopomatidae. Gene Ontology annotation, molecular function: protein kinase activity; ATP binding. The record is from RefSeq and is a predicted model, not a curated record. Gene Ontology annotation, biological process: protein phosphorylation. Bases 1 to 2826 code for a protein of 941 amino acids.
AUGAACGAGGAGAUGACAAAAAGCGAGGAGCAGCAUCUUAGUUUGCAGAAAGCCUUGCAGCAGUGCGAGUUGGUGCAAAAUAUGAUAGACAUAAGCAUUUCUAGUCUGGAGGGUUUACGGACCAAAUGUGCCACAUCCAACGACUUGACACAAAAAGAGAUACGAACGCUGGAGGGGAAGUUGGUGAAGUACUUCAGCCGCCAGCUGUCCUGUAAGUGCAAAGUGGCCUUAGAGGAGCGCAGUGUCGAGCUGGAGGACUUCCCUCGCCUCGGCCACUGGUUCCGCAUCGUCAACCUGAGGAAGGAGGUCACACAGGAGAUGAGCCCAGGUGAGGUGACCCUGGAGGGCCUGCUGGAGAAGAGCGAGGAGGAGGUGUGUGAGCUGCUGCAGAAGUUUGGCGCCAACGAGGAGGAGUGCGCCCGACUCAACGCCUCCCUGUCCUGCCUCAGAAAGGCCCACCAGCUUGGUAAGGGCCAGGCGAAGCAGGACUGGUCCAUCCAGUGGCCCACCUCUGAAUCGGGCAAAGAAAACACUCCGGUGUGCCAACCAGAGGUCAGUCAGUGGAUCCGGUACCAGCUCUCCCAAAGCCCCAAAGUCCAGUCCAAGUACAACCAGCACAUGUGCCACAGCCCCCAGGCCCUGGCUCCCCCUUUAUAUGCCGAUCGGCUGACCGUCGACAGCCCAGCCACAGGGCUCUUCCCUCCCCUGGACUUUGGUCAUCGCUCCCUUCCUCCGUCGCCCCGCCAGAGACACUUUGGCCACACGCCUCCUCGGACUCCCUUGGUGGUCAACACCAUGACCCCACCUGGCACUCCCCCCAUGAGGCGAAGGAACAAAGUGAAGGCCCCGGGCACGCCACCGCCGCCGAGCCGCAAGCUCAUCCAUCUGCUGCCGGGCUUCACCGCACUGCACCGCAGCAAGUCCCACGAGUUCCAGCUGGGGAACCGUGUGGAGGACACACAGACACCAAAAGCCAAGAAGAAGACCAAGCCCUUGAACCUUAAGAUCCACAGCAGCGUGGGCAGCUGUGAGAAUCUGCCCACGCAGCGCUCGCCCCUCCACUCCGAGCGAUCUCUGCGCUCCUUCUUCUUCCCCACCUUCAUCCCUUCCACACCUCCCGUCCACGCCGAAACACCCUCUGCAAACACUCUCUCAGUGCCUCGCUGGUCCCCACAGAUUCCCCGAAGAGAUCUGGGAAACUCAAUAAAACACAGGUUUUCCACAAAGUAUUGGAUGUCCCAGACAUGCAUCGUAUGUGGGAAGGGAAUGUUGUUUGGACUGAAAUGUAAAAACUGCAAGCUGAAGUGCCACAACAAAUGCACCAAAGAAGCCCCACCUUGCCAUUUAUUGAUCAUACAGCGAGGCGGACGAGAAUCCUCUAAAGCUCGUCUGGUACGCACCGAAUCAGUGCCAUGUGACAUCAACAACCCGCUCAGGUACACAGACCUGCACAUCAGCCAGACGCUCCCCAAAACCAACAAGAUCAACAAGGAUCACAUCCCCGUCCCGUACCAACCAGACUCCAGCAGUAAUCCUUCAUCCACCACCUCCUCCACCCCGUCCUCCCCGGCUCCUCCGCUGCCCAGCAGUGCCACACCCCCCUCGCCAUUACAUCCCUCCCCACAGUCGGCGCGGCAACAGAAACAGUUCAACCUGACAGCCUCCAGUUAUUUCAAAUACAAACAGCAGUUCAUCUUUCCUGAUGUUGCUCCAGAGGCUCCUCCAAGCAGAGCACCACAGGUCAUCCUGCACCCUGUCCUGUCUGAACCAGGGAACGAGGGAAACCCUUUACUGCAAAUCGAAGUUGAGCCUACAUCAGAUAACGAGGAGGGCAACGACGAGGACUCCGGUGACGAGUUCGAGGAGAUGAACCUGUCGCUCCUGUCGGCUCGAAACUUUCCCCGCAAGGCCAGCCAGACCAGCAUCUUCCUGCAGGAGUGGGACAUCCCGUUUGAGCAGCUGGAGAUCGGGGAGAUGAUCGGCAAGGGGCGCUUUGGCAAAGUUUUCCACGGGCGCUGGCACGGCGAGGUGGCCAUCCGCCUGAUCGACAUCGAGCGCGACAACGAGGACCAGCUCAAGGCCUUCAAGCGGGAGGUGAUGGCCUACCGCAACACUCGCCACGAGAAUGUGGUGCUGUUUAUGGGGGCCUGCAUGAGCCCACCGCACCUGGCGAUCAUCACCAGCUUGUGCAAAGGCAGAACUCUUUACUCUGUCGUGCGGGAUGCCAAGGUUGUCCUGGAUGUUAACAAGACCAGACAGAUUGCACAAGAGAUGGUCAAGGGGAUGGGCUACCUCCACGCUAAGGGGAUUCUUCACAAAGACAUGAAGUCGAAGAACGUGUUUUAUGACAACGGCAAAAUUGUCAUCACCGACUUUGGACUCUUCACCAUCUCUGGGGUUUUGCAGGCUGGCAGCCGGAGAGAAGACAAACUGCGGAUCCCCAACGGCUGGCUGUGUCACCUGGCCCCAGAAAUAAUCCAGCAGCUGUCUCCAGACACAGAGGAGGACAAGCUUCCCUUCUCCAAACAGUCGGAUGUCUUUGCUUUUGGCACCAUCUGGUACGAGUUACACGCACGUGAGUGGCCUUACAAGAGUCAGCCAGCAGAGGUGAUCAUAUGGCAGAUUGGCAGCGGGAUGAAGCCCAACCUCGCCCAAGCUGGAAUGGGGAAGGAGAUAUCAGACAUUCUGCUUCUGUGCUGGGCGUACAAGCAGGAUGAGCGGCCCAGCUUCUCCAAGCUGGUCGACUUACUGGAAAAGUUGCCAAAACGGAAUCGUCGCCUUUCCCACCCAGGGCACUUCUGGAAGUCAGCUGAGUAUGUCAAAUGAGUUAGGGACACAACAACAGCAAACAAUCAGCAACUUUAGAGAAAUCAUUUAAAAAAAAAGAAAAACACAGCCGCCCAUUACUCUACAUAAAUAACCCACCUCCUUAAAGAAUGCACUGAAUCCAA